Messenger RNA from Oryzias latipes (Japanese medaka), 3153 nucleotides. It is a transcript of the gene fech, whose product is annotated as ferrochelatase. The record is from RefSeq and is a predicted model, not a curated record. NCBI's taxonomy places the organism in Eukaryota, Metazoa, Chordata, Actinopteri, Beloniformes, Adrianichthyidae. Gene Ontology annotation, cellular component: mitochondrion. Gene Ontology annotation, molecular function: protoporphyrin ferrochelatase activity. Gene Ontology annotation, biological process: heme biosynthetic process.
GGUGAUCCUCUCAGCCUUGACAGGUUCCGGGACAGCCAGCCGGCGGUAGCUGAAGGAAUCUGACUGUCACAUCUAACUGACCCGCGGAUCACCCUGCGGGAGUUGGAGGCAUUUCUCAAAGCCACCUUCAGGGCUGGACGUGGUUUGUGCGGAGACCAAGACUCCUGCUGGAAGAUAGACGCGGGGAGCUAGCAUGAUGAUGAUGGCAGCCCUGGGCAGCGCCGGUCGCUUGAUUCAGUUUGCCAGGAGCAGCAUCGGUCUGAGUGUGAGGAGACGCUCCACUGCUGCUGCUUUAGCACAGACGGCACCACCAGAAACACAGGAGAACAGGAAACCUAAGACGGGAAUCCUCAUGCUGAACAUGGGAGGACCGGAGAAGCUGGAAGACGUCCACGACUUCCUGCUGCGGCUCUUCCUGGACACAGAUCUGAUGAAGCUGCCUGUACAGAGCAAGCUCGGCCCGUUUAUAGCAAAGCGGCGAACGCCAAAGAUCCAGGAGCAGUACAGCAAGAUCGGAGGAGGCUCCCCCAUCAAACGCUGGACCUCCAUGCAGGGGGAGGGCAUGGUGAAGCUCCUGGAUGAAAUGAGCCCCGACACAGCUCCCCACAAGUUCUACAUCGGCUUCCGCUACGUAAACCCGCUGACGGAGGAAGCCAUUGAAGAGAUGGAGAAGGAUGGCGUGGAGAGAGCCGUGGCCUUCACGCAGUACCCUCAGUACAGCUGCUCCACCACAGGCAGCAGUCUCAACGCCAUCUACCGUUACUAUAGCAACAAAGGAGGACGGCCCAACAUGCGAUGGAGCGUCAUUGACCGAUGGCCAACACAUCCUUUGCUGGUGGAGUGUUUUGCAGAGCACGUCUUAAAUGAACUCCAGAAGUUUCCAGAAGACAAGAGGGACGACGUGGUCAUCUUGUUCUCUGCCCACUCGCUCCCCAUGGCUGUGGUAAACCGAGGAGACCCUUACCCCCAGGAGGUGGGGGCCACCGUACAGAGAGUCAUGGAGAGACUGGGACACUGCAACCCUUACAGACUGGUGUGGCAGUCCAGGGUGGGGCCCAUGGCGUGGCUCGGCCCGCAGACGGACGAGGUGAUCAAAGGUCUGUGUGAACGAGGGAAGAAGAACCUCCUGCUGGUCCCCAUCGCCUUCACGUCCGACCACAUCGAGACGCUCCACGAGCUGGACAUCGAGUACGCCCAGGUGCUGGGGGAGGAGUGCGGGGUGGAGAACAUCCGCAGAGCGGAGUCACUGAACGGGAAUCCUCUCUUCAUGAAGGCUCUGGCAGACCUGGUCCAGUCCCACCUGAAGUCCAACGAGCCGUGCUCCCGCCAGCUGACGCUGCGCUGCCCGCUCUGCACAAACCCCACCUGCGGAGAGACGAAAGCCUUCUUUGCCGGCCAGAAGCUCAGAUAGAACCACGCCGGCGCCUCCGGAACCCCUUCCUGUUACCCAAGGCCUUCUGGAAACAUCUCCGCGUUCAAAGCGCCUCUGCAGAAACCCGGGAAAGCGGGCGGGACUGAGCGAAAGUUCUGUGUUGAUCCCCCAGCUUUGCUGGUAACGUUUUCAGAUGAUGUUUCCCAUCCUCACAUUCCGUUCUAAAGUUCCUACAGUUCGUCUCCCACAUGACCCCUUUAUGCUACCCACUGCUGGUUCUGCCUUAUAGGUGAUUAAAAUGCAAACUGUGAGCUCCAUGGAUACCACUGCAUUCAGAGAGCAGGUUUGUUUCAUUUCCACAAUAAACGGAGCUCCAGCUGAAGUCUGUCAAAGCGGAAAUGAGGCGGUUAGAAACUGCUGCUGCUGAAAUUCAUCACCUUUUCCUCCGGUCUUUGCUUCCUCCUGCUUUUUACCUUUUCCUAUCUUGAAAUGUGCAGCCUGAGAGUGGUUUUUACUGCACAUGCUCCCCAUGCUUCACUCCAUAGCUCAUUUUCAGAGACCGCCUCAGCAAAUCAAUAGGAACAGGGCUGAGUUAGAAGAAGGUCAAGUAGCAGCUGAGUUCAGACCGGACGACUGAUCUAACAAAUGAAGGAGUUUAAGUUUCUGAUUAUCUGUAAGUUGGUCAAAGUGGGACAAUUCUUCCCCAAACGGUGUCUCUGAGCAGGAAAAGGACAUCCUCCAAACGUGUGACAAACCCCACUGUGAAGUAGACUCAAGCAGGUUCUUUGUGGUGUCGGUUUCUCCUCAGACAUCAGCAUGCUUCCUCCUCUGAAAGCUCUGCUGAAAAGAGCAAACAGUUCAAAUGUUGUGCCAUCCAGCCUUCGCCAAACGCCGCUUUCCUCAACGACGCCGCUCACUGCUUUAGAAAGGAUUUCAUUAACGUUGAGCCUCUGUCUCCUCCUGAAGUCUCUCUGCUUUAAGGACGCAUCCUUUAGUAGCAUUGAGGAUGGAUUUUGAGGUUCUGGAUCAGUCCAUAAAAAACACCCAAAAGCUUUUUUUGAAACAGGACCGUAGAGAACUGGAAGCGCUUGUAGGAGGCUGUUUUUGUCCGUUGAUGCUAAAGCUAACGUGCCUUCUCUGACACUGGAUAACUAGAAUCACUGCUCUUGUGCUUUAUGUCUGUUUAUGUACAUUUCCCCGCUGUCACCUGAGCCAUGGACCCUUCCUAAAGCCCAGACCGGGUUUCUAGACAUGAAAAGUGCUGCGAGUGAAGCUAGCAGACGGCCAACUGGCUGAUCUUUUUAUUCAGUUCCUAAAAAGACUCUUCUACGGGACCUUGUCCCGCGUGAAGACGGCGACAGCUUGACAUUUACUCCAAAGUUGUUGUACUGGGCCGUCCAUCGUCUGUCCUGUAGUGGCGUGACGGGGGCCACGGCGAAAAUGGAAACUGUUUUGUCAUUUUCAAACUGGCGUUGAUGCUUUAAACCCUCCAAACUGAAUCUCCUGUGUGGAGACUCUUUCAGGGAGAAGGCGUGGGAACGAUGGCCGGGUCACGGCAGACGUCUCAUGACAGAACUGUUGUGUGUUUUUGUUUGAAUGUAUUUAUUUGUUUGUGUAUUUGGGUGAACAUGUAGCCAUGAAUGGUCUUUGCUUGGGUUGCAGUAACACACAGAAGUCUGGACUUUGCUGCCAAGCUGUCUGACUCCUCAGACCAGCAUCAUUGGUUCAUUUUUAUCUCUAUAAGUCUUCCUUUAAAAUAAAAAGCUGCAUAAAAAAAGAAA